Messenger RNA from Adineta ricciae, 385 nucleotides. Lineage: Eukaryota; Metazoa; Rotifera; Eurotatoria; Adinetida; Adinetidae. The record is from the annotation of a GenBank genome assembly.
AUGGAAGCACUGACUCGUGCAAGAUAUAUUCACUCAUUCAUUCGUUUUUCUCCUUCGUCUAUGUUCUUACAUGUACUACAAGCAACGACUAACUACUGCAUGUCUGUCAAAGCUAAACUUGUCCUGACUAAUCGAAAUAUCGUCUGUGAUAGAUGCAUAUGCAUGUGCGUUGACCGACCCACCACCGUUACUAUUGAAUGACUGACGUUAUGUAGAAUUAUGAGAAAGAAAGAGCGAAUUAACCUAACUAAUCAUUGUCUGAUAUAGCAGGAAAUGUGUGGAUUGAUCAUUUGCUUCAUCUCUCUUUUCUCGUUCUAUAUACAGAUAUCGGAAGCGAUCUGUCUCUGCUCUAGUUCUUCUCUCGUUUAUUGUGUAAGCGAAAGGG